AUGGCCGACCUCGAUACGCUCGACAUCAUAGUCCUGGGAGUCAUUCUCCUGGGUACCAUUGCCUACUUCACCAAGGGGACGCUAUGGGGCGUCGUCAAGGACCCUUAUGCCAGCUCCUUUGCGGCCAACGUCGGUACAAAGCCGGGGCGCACCAGGAACUUUAUCGAGAAGAUGGACGAGACCAACAAGAACUGCAUCGUCUUCUACGGCUCCCAGACGGGCACCGCCGAGGACUACGCCUCGCGUCUCGCCAAGGAGGGCAAGAGUCGCUUCGGCCUCAACACCAUGGUCGCUGAUCUCGAGGACUACGACUACGACAACCUCGACGAGUUCCCCGCGGACAAGAUUAUCAUGUUCGUCCUCGCCACCUACGGAGAGGGCGAGCCCACCGACAACGCCGUCGAGUUUUAUGAGCAUAUUCGCGGCGACGACGUCUCCUUCACCAACGGCAGCUCCCUGGAAAACCUCAAGUACGUCGCCUUUGGCCUAGGCAACAACACCUACGAACACUACAACUCGGUAGUGCGUCACGUCGACGAGACACUCACCAAGCUCGGAGGAACCCGCAUCGGCGUCGCCGGUGAGGGUGACGACGGCGCCGGCACCAUGGAAGAGGAUUUCCUCGCCUGGAAGGAACCCAUGUGGGCUGCGCUCGCCGAAAGCAUGGGUCUCGAGGAGCGCGAGGCCAUCUACGAACCCACCUUUGCCAUUGUCGAACGCGAUACCCUGACCGCCGAGUCCGAGGAGGUCUACCUCGGCGAACCCAACAAGAACUACCUCCAAGGCACUCCCAAAGGCCCGUACAACGCGCAGAACCCCUACACCGCCGCCGUUGCCGAAUCGCGUGAGCUCUUCAACUCCAAGGACCGCAGCUGCAUUCACAUGGAAAUCGACAUUUCUGGCUCCAACCUGACCUACCAGACCGGCGAUCACAUCGCCGUCUGGCCCUCCAACGCGGGCAACCAGGUCGACCUGUUCCUCAAGGCUCUGGAUCUCACCGACAAGCGCAACGACGUCAUUAGCAUCAAGGCCCUCGAGCCCACCGCCAAGGUCCCCUUCCCUACGCCCACCACCUACGAUGCCAUUGUCCGCUACCACAUGGAAAUUUGCGCCCCCGUCUCUCGCCAGAUGGUCUCGACCCUCGCGCCCUUUUCGCCCACGGAGAAGAUUAAGACGGAGAUGACGCGCCUCGGAAGCGACAAGGAUUAUUUCCACGAGAAAACUGGCCACUCGUUCUACAACAUUGCCCAAUUCCUAACUGUCAUUAGCGAAGGCGCGACUUGGGACAAGAUUCCCUUUUCCGCCUUUGUUGAAGGCCUCAACAAGCUUCAGCCUCGCUACUACUCCAUCUCGUCCUCGUCUCUCGUGCAGCCCAAAAAGGUCGCCAUUACCGCUGUCGUCGAGACCCAGGCCUUGCCCUCGCAGAAGGCGCCGUUCCGCGGCGUCGCCACCCACUUCAUCGCUGCCCUGGCCGACAAGCAGAACAACGGCGCCAAAUCGGACGAGUUUGAUCUCAGCUACCAGAUUGGCGGUCCCCGCGCGCGCCACACGGGUACUCACCUACCCGUGCACAUCCGUCACUCCAACUUCAAGCUCCCCUCGGACCCUAGCCGCCCCGUCAUCAUGGUCGGUCCUGGCACCGGUGUCGCGCCGUUUCGCGCCUUCGUCCAGGAGCGCGCCAAGCAGGCCCAGGACGGUGCUGACGUGGGCAAGACGCUGCUCUUCUUCGGCAGCCGCAAUGCUAAGGAGGACUACCUCUACGAGAGCGAGUGGGCCGAGUACAAAAAGGUCCUCGGCGACAAGUUCGAGCUCGUCACAGCCUUUUCUCGCGACUCAGCCAAGAAGGUCUACGUCCAGCACCGGCUCAAGGAAAAGGGCGAGGAAGUCCACGAGCUUCUCCAGAAGAAGGCGCUCUUUUACGUCUGCGGCGACGCCGCCCGCAUGGCCCGCGAGGUCAACACCACGCUGGCCCAAAUCAUUUCCGAAUACCGUAAAGUCACUCCUGCCAAGGCCGAUGAGGUUGUUAAGUCGAUGAGAGCUGCCAAUCAAUAUCAGGAGGAUGUUUGGUCCUAA
This is a messenger RNA of Cordyceps militaris CM01, 2073 nucleotides long. Its product is annotated as NADPH-cytochrome P450 reductase. The record is from RefSeq and is a predicted model, not a curated record. Gene Ontology annotation, molecular function: FMN binding; NADPH-hemoprotein reductase activity; flavin adenine dinucleotide binding. NCBI's taxonomy places the organism in Eukaryota, Fungi, Ascomycota, Sordariomycetes, Hypocreales, Cordycipitaceae. The coding region runs from base 1 to 2073 and encodes 690 amino acids. Gene Ontology annotation, cellular component: cytosol. The transcript is spliced from 2 exons.